This is a messenger RNA of Telopea speciosissima, 1778 nucleotides long. Its product is annotated as transcription factor EAT1-like. The transcript is spliced from 4 exons. Gene Ontology annotation, biological process: anther wall tapetum development; regulation of DNA-templated transcription. Gene Ontology annotation, molecular function: protein dimerization activity. Bases 186 to 1769 code for a protein of 527 amino acids. Lineage: Eukaryota; Viridiplantae; Streptophyta; Magnoliopsida; Proteales; Proteaceae. The record is from RefSeq and is a predicted model, not a curated record.
UUUAGCUAAACCCACUUCCAUUCAUCUAUUCAGAACUUGGUCGUUGUUGUUGUAACAAUUUUACAGUCAGACAAGGAUCCAUAAAUCAAGGAAACCGAACAUUAGUACAAUCGGCACAUCACGAUCCCAAGACAGAGACAGAGAUAGAGACAGAGGCACAGAGAGAUAUAGAAAAGAGACAAGAAAUGUAUGAAGAGGCUCAAUACUUCAAUCCCCAUGAUCCCAACCACAUGGCAAUAGCAGCAGAAUCAGUUGAUUGCCCUCAACCUGUCGCAAACUGUUCUGCUCUGCCACCACUCAUGGGUGGAGGAGGAGAUGCUGGUGGUGGUAGUAGCAGCCACUGCCAUAAUAGCAUGGAAGACAACCUCAAGCUUUCUGGGUUCUUCCUUGAAGAUCUCUCCAACCACCACAACCCUUUCCACGAUGGUGACGCUGCCGCGGUUGUUGCGGCCUCCAUUGGAAUUGACCUCCAACAGCAUUUAGGCUUCGAUUUGGAGCAUGAGUUCAAUACAAAUGUGAUGCCGGAGAUGCUUCAUGACCCCAAUCCAACUUUGCCCCCACAGCAUAUGGAUCAGCACAACUGGGAUCCCACCGGAGUCCAAGAGAUGCAAGACGUGAAUUAUAAUCCUCUUUCGCACCAGCAGCAGCAACCACAACAGAUGGGUUUGCAGCAGAAUCUGCAAUGCUUCAAUUCCACUCCCUUCGGAACCCCAGACCUUCUCAACCUACUACACUUGCCCAGAUGCUCAGACUCCUCCAUGCUCCCUAAUCAAACAAUCUCUUUCUCAAGCAAGAAGCCGUCAAAUUAUCCGGCUUCACUGGACUUCUUCAGUGAACUCCCUACUGCGGCCACCGCCGCCGAUGGUAAUCUGGCAUCGUCAUCAUCAUUAUUGUUUGAUCAACCACCACUCCAUCUGAACCUACCCCCACAGCCUCCUUUAUUUAGGGAUCUAUUUCAAUCUUUACCACAUAACUAUAACUUGCCUGGCUCAAGAGGUGGUGGUGGUGGUUCCUUAUUUGGUGGAAUUGAUGACAGAGAAGGAAGUGGAGGAGGUCUUUAUCAGGAUGGGGAUGGCAGACAAUUUGAGAAUUCUGUUCUGGACUUCAGGAGAGACAUGGGUGGUUUGGGUAGAGCUGGACGUGGUAGAGGAGGAACACAUAAUUUUUCCACUGAGAAGCAAAGAAGAGAACAAAUAACCGAGAAGUACAUGACACUGAGGGCAUUGAUCCCAAACCCUACAAAGGAUGAUAGAGCCUCAGUUGUUGGAGAUGCAAUCGAGUACAUCAGGGAGCUGCUGAGAACAGUGGAUGAGCUCAAAGUACUGGUUGAUAAGAAGAAAUGGAGGCAAGAGAGGAACAAGAGGUUGAAGCUAGAGGAUGAGACCACAGUGGACAUGGAGAGCUCAUCCAUGAAGUCUCUUAGCACUCUCACUGACCGCGAGCAGUCCUUCAAUGGAUCGUUAAGGAGCUCAUGGAGCCAGAGGAAAUCGAAAGAGACGGAGGUUGAUGUCAGAAUCAUCGAUGAUGAGGUAACCAUCAAGCUUAUACAGAAAAAGAAGAUGAAUUGUUUGCUUCUUGUAUCCAAAGUCCUCGAUGAGCUCCAGUUGGAGCUCCUUCAUGUUGCUGGUGGAAAUAUUGGAGAUUAUUACAGCUUCUUAUUCAAUACCAAGAUAUAUGAAGGUUCUUCUAUUUAUGCAAGUGCCAUGGCCAAGAAGCUCCUUGAGGUUGUGGAUAGACAGUAUGCAACAUUCCCUCCGGGUAACUUUUAAUUAGGGUUU